AUGCUAAGAGCGAGCACUAGGUAUUUUGGUGAUCCUUUAAGACUUGUAACAAAAAGAUGGGCGAGCUCCAGGGUAAUUGGAAUUGACCUGGGAACAACUAAUAGCGCCGUUGCGUACAUCAGAGAUCCAUCUGAAUUGAACUCUGUGUCCAUUAUUGAGAAUGACGAAGGAAAGCGUACAACUCCCUCGGUAGUAGGGUUUGAUGUUAAAAAUGGCAAUUAUUUAGUAGGAGAAGCUGCAAAGCGGCAAGCGCUUGUGAACCCAGAAAAUACCUUCUAUGCCACUAAGAGACUCAUUGGACGCCAGUUUGCGGAUGAAGAGAUCCAGAAGGACUUAAGUCAUAUGCCAUUCGGAAUCGUGGAAAACUCUGUCAACAAGCAGGCGUACCUCGCCACUUCGUCAGGUGAGGUCAAAUCCCCAAGUGAGAUUGGUUCUGCUAUUUUAACCUACUUAAAGAAGACCGCGGAAAAUUAUUUGACGGAGGAGAUCAACAAAGCUGUAAUCACCGUCCCUGCCUACUUUAAUGACUCGCAAAGACAGGCAACCAAAGAUGCUGGUACAAUGGCAGGCCUCAAAGUCCUCAGGGUUGUGAACGAGCCAACUGCAGCGGCCUUGAGCUUUGGGUUGAACACAAAUGACUACUCUGGCAUAAUUGCUGUGUAUGAUCUCGGUGGUGGCACUUUUGAUAUCUCUAUUUUGGACAUCGAAGGUGGUAUCUUUGAAGUGCGGGCCACAAACGGAGACACCCAUUUGGGGGGUGAAGAUUUUGACAAUUUGCUCGUCAAAUUUGUUGUGGACGAAUUUACCAAGGUGAAUACGGAAGUCGAUAAAGCGGCAAUGAUGAAAAAUCAAGAGGUAAUGCAGCGAAUCAGAAUAGCUUGUGAACAAGCCAAAAUUGAUUUAUCGCAUGUCAAGGAAACUAGUAUUGACAUCCCAUUUAUUUAUGAAAACAAGCACAUCAAAUUACCUCUCACCGAAAGUCAGUUGGACGACCUUUCCAUGCAUCUGAUACGAAACACGAUCCCACCUAUUAAAAGAGCUCUUAAAGAUGCCGAUUUGACGGCGGAUGAGGUGGAUGAAGUCAUUCUGGUCGGAGGCAUGACCAGAAUGCCGAAAAUCAGAUCAGUUGUCGCUGAAACUUUUGGGCAGAAGCCAAACACUAGUGUUAAUCCUGAUGAAACGGUCGCAUUGGGUGCUGCUAUUCAAGGCGGUGUUUUGUCCGGUGAAAUAAGAAAUGUCCUGCUGUUAGACGUCACUCCCUUGACCUUAGGUAUUGAGACUUAUGGAGGCGUCUUCACACCAUUAAUUCCACGUAAUACCACAGUUCCGGUAAAGAAGACCGAAGUUUUCAGUACAGGAGUGGAUGGCCAGACUGGCGUUGACAUCAGAGUAUAUCAGGGUGAAAGAGGAUUGGUCAAAGAUAACAAAAAUAUUGGUGACUUCAAACUAGCUGGAAUUCAGCCAAUGCCCAAAGGUGUCCCCCAAAUUGGGGUUACUUUUGAUAUAGACGCGGAUGGUAUUAUCAAUGUGUCGGCUGCGGAAACCAGUACCGGUAAGGAAAACUCUAUCACUGUCAUUGCCAAUUCCGGUCUUACCGAAGAGGAAAUCAACAGAAUGGUGAAUGAGGCGAAUGCAAACAAGGAAACUGACAACCUUAUACGGCAAAGAGUUGAGCUCAUUACCAAGGCAGACAUUAUGAUCUCGGAUACCGAAAAUGCUUUUUCAAGGUUUAAAGACACCAUUGUGAAGAGCCAGUUGUAUCCCGAAGUUUUGUCAGAAUUACAAGAAACGCGCGCAAAGAUCACAACCUUUAAGGCCAAUGAAUCGAAUUUGGCUUAUGACGUAAAUGAAAUAAAGAGAGCAACAGAUCAAGUGCAGAAGAGAGCCAUGCAACUUUUCCAGGACGCCUCAAAGAAAUGA
Lachancea dasiensis is the source of this 1920-nucleotide messenger RNA. Lineage: Eukaryota; Fungi; Ascomycota; Saccharomycetes; Saccharomycetales; Saccharomycetaceae. The record is from the annotation of a GenBank genome assembly.